Messenger RNA from Spea bombifrons (plains spadefoot toad), 2904 nucleotides. RefSeq names its product CDV3 homolog (gene CDV3). Lineage: Eukaryota; Metazoa; Chordata; Amphibia; Anura; Pelobatidae. Bases 136 to 858 code for a protein of 240 amino acids. The transcript has 5 exons. Gene Ontology annotation, cellular component: cytoplasm. The record is from RefSeq and is a predicted model, not a curated record.
UGCUUUGUGGUUUAUUCCCGGGUGUGGGCAGCGCUUCCGGUUUCCCCGCCCCAGUUAGUUCGUGUAUGUGACCGGUGCGUGUCGCACGAAAUUCUGAGCUGUCAGAGACGCGCAUUUCACAUCUCUUUAACAAACAUGGCCGAGCCUGAAGAGAGAAGUCUGGACGACUUUUUCGCUAAGAGAGACAAGAAGAAGAAAAAAGAUAAAGUGGGAGCUGGUGGUAGUACGACAAGCGCCAAAGGGUCAACGAGGCCGCCGGACGCAUCCCAGUCAGCUGCCUCAUUGGGUUCCGCAACGGCCAAGGUAGUCAAGAAAGAAAAAACAGGCAAGAACGAAGGGCAAGAUUCCCAACAAGAAAAGGAAGAUGAUGAAUGGAAAGAUUUUGAACAGAAAGAAGUGGAUUAUUCUGGACUAAGGAUUCAGUCGUUGCAAAUUGGUAACGAAAAAGAGGAUGAUGACAUGGAUAAAAAGGAAGAGCAAGGUGCAGAUUGGGAAGAGGCCGGAGGUUCCGGCUCAGACAAGACUUCUGGACCAUGGAAUAAGGCUGCUACGGUCCAGCCUCCUGAAAAUAUUGCUGCAGAAGCUCCAGAGCCAGUACAGUCAAGUGGUGUGUACAGACCUCCUGCUGCCAGAGCUUCUGCUCCACCUCGAAGACAAGGCCCACCUGAAAUCUAUAGCGAUGCACAGUUUCCAUCCCUGCAAUCUACUGCUAAGCAUAUAGAAUCUCGCAGGGACAAAGAAAUUGAGAAAACAUUUGAAAUGGUAAAACACAAAAAUCGUGCAAGAGAAGAGGCUGCAAAAAACCAGGCUGUGCGACUUCAGUUGGACAACCAGUAUGCGGUACUAGGUGAACAGUAAAGCAGCAAAAACUUGCUCGUAAUGAAUGAGCUUUGAUAACCCACCCAAUAAACAAACUACAGCUAUUGGCUAUGAACUAAAGAUCACCUGAUGUGUUGAUCUUCUCGUUGGAAUAAUGUACAUUGGGUAAUGCCAGCAGUUGGAUCUUUACAAUAAAAAAAAAAAUGCCUUGUAUGUGUGGACAGUUGCCUGGUUAUUGAAUACAAAUUACCCACUGCUGAGAACCAUUACUGUUCCAUCUGAGAGGAGAAAUGAAAAGCAACAUUCAGUGGAAAUAUCUUCAUUGGCGCCUUCAACAAGGUUGACUACCUCAGACGUGGAUCGCAGGCAGUCUGGAAAGCAAAAGUUGUGCUUGGAUCUGUUUCAAGGGGAAAGAGGAUUUUUUUUAUUUUUUUUUGCUCUGCCUACUGAAACAACUCUUAACACAUCUGCUCAGUUUGUCUGCUUUGUAUCAGUUUUUAAGUGACCUUAAAGGGAUUGGCCUAGUAUCUUUUGGUGGGUAGUACACAGGUUUUCAUAGAAAUAGUACAAAGCUGUAGUUUGUUUUUACAUUUUAUAGAGGGUAAAACAAGUCAAAUUCCAACUUUCAAAGCAUUUUCUGUAACACCUAUAUCAUUAAGGUUUUGGUCUGUUGUACAAAAGGGUUUAACAUUUGCAUUGAUACAUAAGUUCCGUAGCUUACUGGGUCGUUAAUUUGCUAUGUUUCACAGAUCAGACCAAAUCAACUUUUAAUCUGUUCAUAGAGCAUAAAAAUAGAUUACAUUUUAUUAACUUUCCUUAUAACGCCCAUCUGUUAGAUGUACCAUUCUAAAGAAAUAUAGGCAAGCAAGCCAUGUUAUGUGUGAGAUGAGCAUUCUGCUGCAAUGCAUUAUCUUUCAUGGUGACUUGUCUUUCAUGCUAUGUGCUUGGCUUACUUGCUGUGCCAAAAGUCAUCUUACUGAUACAUUUGUCUUGAGACCUGUAAGAUUCUACUACGUAUAGAUUUUUAUGCUCCAUGAACCAGCUCGGCUUAUUUUGCAUGGCAGAUCCCCAUUUAAAGUUUGUUUGCACUGUAUGAUAGUGCCCCAUUAUAGAACAAGUUGUUGUCCGCACUGCCCUUUCAGUAAAAGGACUUUGCUAUGUGCCACACUUUCCUACUCAAAUACUUGCAAGCGCUGUGCCUGGUUUGUACCAUGGAAGGGAGCCUCUGGUUUAUCUGUUAAGCGGUAGAGCUGUAUCAGUGUAUUUUGCUUUGACAGUACGUUUAAAGUCUUGUUUGUCACUUGUUUUUUGUUUAAAAAAAGUCAUUUGUCUCCUGUAAAGGGUAACUGAAUUCAAUGUUAUAGUUUCGGACUUCUCAUGUCCUCUGCCUGUGAACUCGACUUGCGCGAUCUGUGCUGAGAAGUCAGUAUGUAACAAAUUUAUCUCAAAAACAUUGGUUUAAGUGUUAUUGCCAGAGGUACUGCUUAGUCAUGAAUUUACUCUAGCUCUGGGUUGUUGUUUUUUGCAAAGUUUACGCAAUUCUAUCCUGUAGGUUGCUGACAUCCUAAGCGUUAAUGUUAAUAACUACAUGUAUUUCACCUGCUCACCACUUUUUUUUUUUCUUCAUAAAUCAAUUGAGCAGCGUGUUUUGGCAACCAUGAUGCUGUUGACCAAGUCCCCUGUUGGCUACACCUACAUUAUAAAGGUUCUUCAGCUGCAAUGUUCUAAUGCCCAUCUAUGUAGCUUGUGAUAAGCUUCAAUCGAGCACAAUAAGUUAUUGUCACAUCUGAAAUCUAGCCAUCUAAACUAUGGGUUUUUACAGGUAUGUUAUUUAAAACUGAACGCUGAAAUGUUAUUUAUUUGAAAUGUUUGGUAGACUGAAGUUUAAUUGUGACAUUAAGAUCAGUUAUUUAAAAUUCUACCCGGUAUAUUUUUUACAAACUGUGACAAAACUUUUGCGUUUGAGUGAGUUUUUAUCAUGCUAUUUGAUGGAUAGGUGGAUUGUCCAUGGGCAACUCAGGCAUGGAUUGAGCAAAACAAUUGCAAUCUGUGACAUUAAUAAACUGAAUUAAAAUUAAUCUCCAA